AUGUCAUUGACACUCCGGACCAAGCUCCAGGUGGAGCUUUUGACCGCUUUCUUAAAUACCCGUGGUCCGAGGGUGAUUCUUUUCUCAGAGUCUUACCCUCUGGACCACAGUCCUGUUGUUAUAGAGCUUCUUUUGGGCACUUCCUCUGUGCCAGUCGCUUCGUUGUCACUGCGCUCAACAUAG
This is a messenger RNA of Heterobasidion irregulare TC 32-1, 183 nucleotides long. RefSeq lists its product as uncharacterized. Lineage: Eukaryota; Fungi; Basidiomycota; Agaricomycetes; Russulales; Bondarzewiaceae. The coding region runs from base 1 to 183 and encodes 60 amino acids. The record is from RefSeq and is a predicted model, not a curated record. The transcript is spliced from 3 exons.